AUGUUCUCCAAUGGCACCACCUCCUCUCCCUCCUCUUCUCCUAGCCCCAGCCCAGGCAGCUGCGGGGAAGGCGCCUGCAGCAGGGGCCCCGGGGCCGGCGCUGCGGACGGCAUGGACGAGCCAGGACGAAACGCUUCCCAGAAUGGGACCUUAAGCGAGGGCCAGGGUAGCGCCAUUCUCAUCUCUUUCAUCUACUCCGUGGUCUGCUUGGUGGGACUGUGUGGGAACUCCAUGGUCAUCUACGUGAUCCUGCGUUACGCCAAAAUGAAGACCGCAACCAACAUCUACAUUCUAAACCUGGCCAUUGCAGAUGAGCUGCUGAUGCUCAGCGUGCCCUUUCUGGUCACUUCCACGUUGUUGCGCCACUGGCCCUUUGGCGCGCUACUUUGCCGCCUUGUGCUCAGCGUGGACGCGGUGAACAUGUUCACCAGCAUUUACUGCCUGACUGUGCUUAGUGUAGAUCGCUAUGUGGCUGUGGUGCACCCGAUCAAGGCAGCGCGCUACCGCCGGCCCACUGUAGCCAAGGUGGUGAACUUGGGUGUGUGGGUACUGUCUCUACUGGUUAUCUUGCCCAUCGUGGUCUUCUCACGCACAGCCGCCAAUAGCGAUGGCACGGUGGCUUGCAACAUGCUCAUGCCCGAGCCCGCCCAACGCUGGCUGGUGGGCUUCGUCUUAUAUACAUUUCUCAUGGGCUUCCUGUUGCCUGUCGGUGCCAUCUGCCUGUGUUACGUUCUCAUCAUUGCCAAGAUGCGCAUGGUGGCCCUCAAAGCCGGCUGGCAGCAGCGCAAGCGCUCAGAGCGCAAGAUCACUUUAAUGGUGAUGAUGGUGGUGAUGGUGUUUGUCAUCUGCUGGAUGCCUUUCUACGUGGUACAGCUGGUGAAUGUUUUCGCUGAGCAAGACGACGCCACCGUGAGCCAGUUGUCUGUCAUCCUCGGCUAUGCCAACAGCUGUGCCAACCCCAUCCUCUAUGGCUUCCUGUCGGACAACUUCAAGCGCUCUUUCCAGCGCAUCCUGUGCCUCAGCUGGAUGGACAACGCAGCGGAAGAGCCAGUCGACUACUACGCCACCGCCCUGAAGAGUCGCGCCUACAGUGUGGAGGACUUCCAGCCCGAGAACCUGGAAUCUGGAGGCGUUUUUCGUAAUGGCACCUGCGCUUCCAGGAUCAGCACGCUUUAA
This is a messenger RNA of Arvicola amphibius (Eurasian water vole), 1176 nucleotides long. It is a transcript of the gene Sstr1, whose product is annotated as somatostatin receptor 1. NCBI's taxonomy places the organism in Eukaryota, Metazoa, Chordata, Mammalia, Rodentia, Cricetidae. The record is from RefSeq and is a predicted model, not a curated record. Gene Ontology annotation, molecular function: neuropeptide binding; somatostatin receptor activity. Gene Ontology annotation, biological process: cellular response to estradiol stimulus; neuropeptide signaling pathway. The transcript has a single exon. Gene Ontology annotation, cellular component: neuron projection; membrane. Bases 1 to 1176 code for a protein of 391 amino acids.